AUGGGCUACGACGAGAUGGACAGCACAAGCGGCACAGCACCGUCGGCGCCCCCGCUUUACCCAGCCAUGACCACCCCACCUCCACCCAUGCACGCCCCCCGCCGCAACCCACAGCCUCCUCGGGACCGUUGUGACGCGAUGGAAGAGGAGGCCUCAGAAGAAGAAGAAGAAGUGGAGGACAUCCUCAAGUCGGGCGCCCAGCCGCAGUGGCACGAACGCCAACGCGUGUGGCAGGCCCUGGGCCUCUUCGUCGGCUCGGCCGGCGGUCUCGCCGCCCUCACCGGCGCCCAGCCGCUGCUCGUGGGACUCUUCAACUCGGCCCUCUCCUCCUCCUCCACCAUCGUCGCCCUGGCCGCCGUCAACCCCGUGGCCGCGUUGGGCUGGACCGUGGGCGGCGCCGCCGCCAUCGCGCUGGGCGCCAAGAUGUGGCACCGUCGGUGCUACAACGACCCCGAAGCAGUGCGGGUCUACUACGCUGACUUCUGCCGGGCGGGCUUCCUGGCCGCCGUGGCCCGGCACGACUUUGACAACCUGCUGCGCAUCGCCACGCGCGAGGGCAUGACCACCAAGCUGCUCGAGGAGAUGGCCGCCGCGCCCUACGCCGGGUUCGAUGCCGUGUGGCACGCCUACGGCGCCGCGCACCUGACCCAGAUGGUGGACAAGCGGGUGCUCACGCGGGACUACCUGCGGGCCAAGCUCGCGCGCGACUUUGACCCGGAGCUGGCGCACACGAUGCCCGAUGACGGGGUGCUGGUGGUGGUGGACCUGAUGCGCGGGAUGAAGACGUACGGCCGGUGGGUGGUGGAGUGGCUCGAGGUCUCGCCGGCCUGGAUCCGCCACCGGUUCGCGCACGACGCGCGCGUGUGCGGCCUCUCCUUCUCGCAGUUCGUGAAGGAGGGCGGGAUGGCGCUGCACCCGACCGCCGGGGCCACUCGGCUCAUCAGCCGGGUCCAGCUGCGCGACAUGUUCUUCCGCGAGCUCGGCCACAAAGAGUGGACGUUCAAGGUGGCCCUUUACUUCACCCACAACUCGACUCGACUCGCUGGCUGGCCGAUUGCUAAUCAACUGUUCAUGAAUAACAUCAAGGAGCUCUGCGCGCCGUGGCUGUUCGCUGCAGACCGUGCCGAUCAGGAAUGGACGGAAGAUCAGGAGGACGAAGCGAACAUGUACCCGGCUCGCAGCUUGGUGAAGCCUGAAGAGCUGGCGGAGCUGUUCCACGACGAGAUAGCUCGCCUCGAGCUCUGUGACCUCCUCGAUCUUUACUGGGACUGGCCACUGUCUCGGUUUGUGAAGAGGCUGGUGCCCGAUGCUGAACUGGUCAGCAAGCUGCGCCUCUUCCAAGCUCGCUACGAGUCCACCACCAAGGCUGACGCCGAGGAGCGCCGUAAGCUGCGGGAACACUUCAACAAGGAGAAGUCGGUGGCCGAGCGCAUCUACGACACCAAGAUCAGAGCCGCGCAGCGGGACUACCGCGAGGUUGAGGCCAAGUAUGCGGCAAAGCUGAAGCCCGCGAAAGAGGCGAAGAAGGACGGGCCGACUAUGAUGGAGAUAGACGGUGAUAAGCCUACCACCACUACUACUACCACCAGCAGCAGCAUGAAGGAAGAAGAAGAGAAGAAGCUGUCGCCCGAGGAGGUGGCCGAGAGAAAGAAGGCCAAGCGAAAGAUGGAGAGAGCGCAGAUGCGCAAGACCAGCGCCGUGGAGGCGGCCACGCUGGAGCGUGGCAUGCUGGUGGCCAUGCUCGAACGCGAUCGGGACGACCGGCUGCGAGCGGUCGCCGAUCGGUUGCGCGAGGAGAAGGCCCGCCUCAACCGCGAAUGGCAGGAGCAACGCGAGCGUCACCUCCACCAGGCCUCCCACCCCACUCUCCAUUUUCCCGUCUUCCCACCCGUGCAUGUCACCCCUAUCGCCGUCCCCGUCAUGGCUGUGCCUCCGAGUGCGCCGCCGCUCGAAGAGGAGCAGACCUACUUCUACUAG
Molecule: messenger RNA, 1977 nt
Organism: Acanthamoeba castellanii str. Neff
Lineage: Eukaryota; Discosea; Longamoebia; Acanthamoebidae
Exons: 6
Coding region: 1-1977 (658 amino acids)
Source: RefSeq, a predicted model, not a curated record